AAAACGCCAAAAUGGACCCUCCUCUUUCGCAACAAGUUAUUAUCUUAGCAACCAAGAAAUAAACCAACUUGAAAAGGACGAAGACGACGACGACAGGGAACUAGGGAAGAAAGCAAAAGGUCUAAGAAAAAUGAAGCUAGUUUGGUCCCCGGAGACAGCAUCGAAGGCCUAUAUUGAUACUGUUAAAUUUUGUGAGCUUUAUCAAGAAUCCGGCGUUGCGGAGCUUGUUUCUGCCAUGGCUGCCGGUUGGAACGCAAAUUUCAUCGUCGAGACAUGGUCACAAGGUGGAGUUAUGGCGACGAGUAUUGGCCUAGCGGUGGCGAGCCGGCACACGAACGGAAAACACGUGUGCAUAGUCCCGGACGACCAGUCGAGAUCGGAGUAUGCUCAAGGCAUGGCUGCGGCCGGCAUGUUGCCUGAAAUUGUUGUCGGAGAGCCGGAGGAGGUAAUGGAUGAGCUAGCAGGCAUAGAUUUCAUCGUGGUGGAUAGCAGGCGAAAUGACUUUGCAAGAAUCCUGAGGCUGGCAAAUCUGAGCAGCCGCGGUGCGGUGCUGGUGUGCAAGAAUGCUAGUUCGAGAUCGGCGGCGAGUUUCAAAUGGCGGAGCGUUCUUGAAGGGGCAGGAUCCCGGCGGCUUGUGCGCUCUGUGUUUCUGCCGGUGGGGAUGGGACUGGAUAUUGCACACGUGGCAACUAGUGGGGGAAAUUCAAGUACCCCAAACUCAAAGAGAUGGAUUAAGCAUGUGGAUCAACAAUCAGGAGAGGAGCAUGUUAUUAGAAGAUAAAUUUGAGGUGAAAUAAAUGAUAAUAUUCUUGAAUUUUUCUUUUUUUUCUUUUUUCACUUUCUUACUUUUAGAGUGGGUGUAUAAAUCCAAGGUCAAAAAAACAAUCAUUUGUAUAUAGGUUCAUGAGAAAUAAUAAAGAAAUCUUCGACUGAUGGCUAUAAAAUUGAUUCA
Messenger RNA from Corylus avellana, 952 nucleotides. RefSeq names its product ankyrin repeat/KH domain protein (DUF1442). The record is from RefSeq and is a predicted model, not a curated record. NCBI's taxonomy places the organism in Eukaryota, Viridiplantae, Streptophyta, Magnoliopsida, Fagales, Betulaceae.